AAUACAAGCUCAUAAUUUUAAGUGUAUUGUUGAACAAUGGAAGGCAAAGGUGUGAUUUUAAGUGUGCUCAUAAUGAGUCUGGUCCUGGUGCAAAUUCAAGUAGAAGCAAGAGUCUGCUGCCCAUCCCAAUCAAGUAGAAAUGCCUUUAACAUAUGCCGUCUUCAGAUACCCAAGUCAAUUUGUCUACCCGCUAGCGGAUGCAUAGAAGUUUCCGGAAAUGUCUGCCCUUCAGGAUAUCCCAACGACAUUCUCGAAAACUCUGGUAAUAAUGUCAACGAAUACUGCAAGUUGGGGUGUACAUCCUCGGUGUGUGGUGCCAUGACCACUGUCCAUAACUCGGGUGCAAGUGAAGUUGUGAAUGAAGCGUUUGAACAGUGUGCCAAAGCAUGUGCUACUUUCUGCAACAAGGGCUCUAUUAAGCCUGAAGCUGAAACUGCCUAAAGAAGCAUAUCUACGAAGGGGAGUAUCACAUCCAAGCGUUUGUUGGUCUUGUAUGAAAUGUGCUAAAAAUGCUAGACUUUGUACUGCUAGUAUUUUAAUGAGUUGUUUCUGGUUUGUGUAUGCUUUUAGAAGGUUAACGAUCCUAGAUUGUAUACGCCUUCUACUUGCUAUCAUCUAAAUAAAUGAAUAAUGUGUGGGCUUUUUUACCGUACAUAUUUAUCGAAACCA
Messenger RNA from Raphanus sativus (radish), 669 nucleotides. Its product is annotated as thionin-2.2-like. The record is from RefSeq and is a predicted model, not a curated record. Gene Ontology annotation, biological process: defense response. Bases 37 to 441 code for a protein of 134 amino acids. NCBI's taxonomy places the organism in Eukaryota, Viridiplantae, Streptophyta, Magnoliopsida, Brassicales, Brassicaceae. The transcript is spliced from 3 exons.